Mobula hypostoma (lesser devil ray) is the source of this 3148-nucleotide messenger RNA. RefSeq names its product DnaJ heat shock protein family (Hsp40) member B12a (gene dnajb12a). Gene Ontology annotation, cellular component: endoplasmic reticulum membrane. Gene Ontology annotation, biological process: cellular response to misfolded protein. Gene Ontology annotation, molecular function: Hsp70 protein binding. The record is from RefSeq and is a predicted model, not a curated record. Bases 1584 to 2711 code for a protein of 375 amino acids. The transcript is spliced from 9 exons. Lineage: Eukaryota; Metazoa; Chordata; Chondrichthyes; Myliobatiformes; Myliobatidae.
UAUUUAUUUCCUCAGCCCUCGGAACCAGAUAAACAUGGAGGAGGUAAAUUUUCAACAAGGUAGGAUGCUGAGUUUAUUGUCAGAUGUGCGCACAGGUGCAAUGACAACUUACUGAACUUGCAGCAGCAUCACAGGCGCAUAACAUCAUAUAAGCAGCAUUCACAAGAAAAACAAACAUAAUUUUUAUAAGAAUUAGAAUGAAAAAUAAAUUUGCUGAUGAUACAACUAUUGUUGUCAGAAUAUCAGAUGGUGAUGAGAGGGUGUACAGGAGUGAGAUUUAUCAGCCAGUUGAGUGCGUGAGUGGUGUUGCAGCAACAACCAUGCACUCACCAUCAGUAAGAACAAAGAACUGAUUAUGGACUUCAGAAAGGACAAGACAAGGGAAAACACACCAGUCCUCAUAGAGGGAUCAGAAGUGGAAAGAGUGAGCAAUUUCAAGUUCCUGGGUGUCAAUAUCUAACCUGGACCCAAUACAUCGAUGCAAUUACAAAGGCUAUAUUGACAGAGGCUACAUUUCAUUCGGAGUCUUGGAAGACUUGGUAUGUCACCUAAAGCACUUAAAUGUCUACAGAUGCACUGUGGAGAGCAUUCUAACUGGCUGUGUCACCGUUUGGUGUUGGGGGGUGGGGUGACUGACUAUUGCACAGGAUUGAAAUAAGUUGUAAAAUUAGUCCCCUUCAUCAUAGGCACUAGCCUCCAUAGUAUUCAGGACAUCUUCAAGGAGCGAUGCCUCAAAAAGGUGACAUCCAUCAUUAAGGACUCCCAUCACCUAAGUCAUGCCUUGUUCUCAUUGCUACCAACAGGAAGGAAGUACAGAAGUCUGAAGGCACACACACGAUUCACAAAGAGCUUUUUCCCCUCUGCCAUCCAAUUUCGGAAUGGACAUUGAAUCCAUGAACACUACCUCACUGCUUUUUAAUUUCUACUUUUGCACUACUCAUUUAACUACUUAAUAAAUAUAUAUAUAUUUAUAAAUAUAUAUAUUUAUUACUGUAAUUCAUGUCUUUCUAUCAUUAGGUAUUGCAUUGUACUACUGCAGCAAAGACAACAAAUUUCACGACAUAUGCCAGCGAUAUUAAACCUGAUUCUGAAAACAGUUCAUUUCAGUGCAAAGUGACCAGAGUGGUGAUAAUGUAGUGAUUAAGGUUUUUACGCUGGUUCAAGCAUCGAAUGGUUGAAGGUGAUCGUUGAUCAUGGAUUUAGCUUAAAUACACAAAAAUAUUAAACGACUAUCAUGCAGUCUCAACAGAGGAACACAGCAAUAAGAGCUCUUCCAGCAUUUUGUGUGUGUCACUCUGGAUUUCCAGCAUCUGCAGAAUCUCGUGUGUUUAUAUCAAGCAGUCAUUACAAUAGCCACAGGCUGCAUUCUCACCGAGCACCAGUUUGCUGCUUUCUACGAUUAAAUGUCACUAUUGCCGCUUCACAGUUCCCAGAGAGCAUGCGCCGCACGAACGUCCCGAAUGGGUUCGGAUGUUUCCGUCGCUGACAUCGCCGAGCCGAUGCCGAAUGCACUCGGGUUUUUCCGGCCACGAAUGAGACUACUUUGAGAGCACUGACCGUGGCCGUUCAACCCAAAGCCCGGAAUGGAAGGAAAUCGAGAUGAGGCGGAACGCUGUACGGAAAUUGGUUUGAACGCGUUGAAACGUGGUAACAGGGAGGAGGCACUCAAGUUCUUGCGGAAAGCUCAGAAGUUAUACCCGACGGAUAAAGUUAAAGAGUUGAUAGAAUCUUUGACACAGAAUGGCUAUCCAUCCAGUAACUUCACACCACCAGAGGCUGCAGAUUCAACAGAAUGUCACCAAAGGAAGGGAAGCAAGUUCACUGGCUCCAGCUCUGGAGAGGCAGGAGGAGAAUUGGGUAAAAGCUAUACCACCGAACAGCUUGAGGCUGUGAAAAGAAUUAAAAAAUGCAAAGAUUACUAUGAAAUCCUAGGACUAAAAAAAGAUGCCACAGAGGAUGACUUGAAGAAAGCCUACAGGAAACUAGCUCUAAAGUUUCAUCCCGAUAAGAACCGGGCACCAGGAGCUACAGAGGCAUUCAAAGCCAUUGGAAAUGCAUAUGCAGUGCUCAGCAAUCCAGAGAAGAGGAAACAGUACGACAUGUAUGGCGAUGAACGACAGGCUGCCAGCCGGCACAGUCACGGCACAUCGGACUACCACAGAGGGUUUGAAGCAGACAUCUCACCCGAGGACCUCUUUAACAUGUUCUUUGGUGGUGGAUUCCCCUCUGGUAAUGUUCAUGUAUAUAGUAAUGGGCGAAUGCGUUACACGUACCACAGACCCGAGCGACGAGAACAGCAUGGUGAUGGUGGGUUGGCACUUUUUGUGCAAUUAAUGCCGAUUUUAAUCCUGGUCAUUGUUUCUGUGAUCAGUCAAAUGAUGGUGUCAAGCCCGCCAUACAGUCUGAGCCACAGACCGUCUGUUGGUCACAUUUACAGACGGAAAACAGAAGUAUUGGGAGUGAGUUAUUUUGUGACAGAUAAGUUUGCAGAAGAAUAUACAGGACAGAACUUGAAGCUGGUGGAACGGAACGUAGAAGAGGACUUCAUUGCAAACUUGCGGAAUAACUGCUGGAAGGAGAAACAACAGAAAGAGGGAUUACUGUAUCGUGCCCGGUACUUUGGAGAUGUAGAUCUUUAUCAGAAAGCCCAGAAAAUGAGCACACCGAGCUGUACCAGACUUUCAGAAGUUCAGGCUUCUCUACCCGGAUAGGACAGCCUGCUCCAGGAAUAACCAGAGACCAGCGAUAGACGAUUACUAAAAAAAAAUCUUUGAAAUUUGUCUUAAGACUGGAUUUUGAUUAGCCAGCAUCAGUGCUGAAAAUACUCACAGCCUAUGAGCACCCUCCUUCUGAACUUUUUCAUGAACUGGAUCAAAAGCCCCUGAGGUCUCUUGGGCAGCACCCUGCUGUGUAAGCUACAAUACACUGGAUUCGGUCAGAGACUGAGACAACUGAAAGGAGAGGCAACAUGACGCAUGAACCAAGUUUGUACAUGUGCACUAGUCACUUCUAAUGGAACAAAUAAACAAAUGUGUUAAAUUAAUGAUUUGGGAAUUAUUUAUAGUUGUAUAUACAUUGUACUUUAUGCAGGGGCUGAAAUCAGUUGUAACUUAUUUUGCUCUUCUAUAGAAAUAAAUCUGUACUGUGA